This is a messenger RNA of Psilocybe cubensis, 2529 nucleotides long. Its product is annotated as putative calcium-binding protein. Gene Ontology annotation, molecular function: calcium ion binding; protein binding. NCBI's taxonomy places the organism in Eukaryota, Fungi, Basidiomycota, Agaricomycetes, Agaricales, Agrocybaceae. The record is from RefSeq and is a predicted model, not a curated record. Gene Ontology annotation, cellular component: plasma membrane; cytoplasm. The coding region runs from base 1 to 2529 and encodes 842 amino acids. The transcript is spliced from 5 exons. Gene Ontology annotation, biological process: endosomal transport; endocytosis.
AUGACUAGCUUCCACUACACAGCGUCGGAGGAAGAGGAGCAGCUCGCUAACCAGAUCUUGACCAUGACCGAUUGCCACCACAGGGGGGUGCUCAGUGCGGACGCGGCCAUCGAGGUCUUUAAGAAGAGUGGGCUUUCGUAUGCGAUUCUGCGGGAUAUAUGGGCGAUUGCGGACGCCAAUGGGAGUGGAGAUCUGUCGCGGGAGGAGCUGGCAGUGGCGAUCCGCCUCAUGGGGUGGGUGCAGGCGGGCGAGGAGUUGGGUGACCAUCUGCUGAAGAAUGCUGGUCCUCUACCCACUCUCGAGGGCAUAACGGAUGUUGUCAGAAAAUCUGCAACAACUCAUACCCAACACUUUCCCCCUCUGAAUCCAGACGAUAUACGCAACUUUAGAGUGGUCUUUCUUAAGGCAGGCCCUGUGGAUGGUCUUCUGGAUGGGGGCAAGGUUAUGGAUUCUUUUAUGACGUCAAACCUAUCCUACGACGAUAUCUGGAAAAUCAAGACCCUGGUCGACUACAACGCUCGAGGAGCGUUGGAUUUCCGGGAGUUCUCCCUAGGGAUGUACCUUAUACAAGCUCUGCAAUCCUGUCUUAUUUCAUCGGUCCCAACUUCCUUCCCUCGCGAACUGUUCAAUCAAUUUCCUGAUCUUAAUGCGGGGGGAUUGAAACGGGUUCCUACAUCUCCUCCUUCAAUCCAACCAAUACCAGGGCCGUCCACACCCCCUUUGGUAGAUAUCGGUAGCGCUUCCUCGGCGAACUUAAAACGAUCCUCCACGUAUUCACCAACAUCAACCCAAACCUCAUCUUCGUUACCCGGGCCUUCCAGUGGGACCAAACCACAAUCACCUUCGAACGGCGAUUCGAAUCCUGAAACCUGGGAAAUUUUGCCAUUAGAGCGACGCGAAUCCGACAAACAAUUCAUUGAAGUGGACGUGGAGAAUAAGGGAUACAUUGAUGGUGAUAAUGCAGCAAGAUUCAUGUUAUCUUUUGGGCUUCCGCCUGAAGACUUGACUCGCAUAUGGACUUUAUCUGACCUCGAUAGAAACAAUCGUCUUACCAAGGAUGGAUUUGCAAUCGCCCUCCACCUCAUCAGGCAGCGAUUGGCAGGAAAUGAAAUGCCAGCAACGUUACCGGGCUCCCUUACACCGCCGCCGUCUCUUCCACACUCUCCCAAAUUGCGUAUGAACACAACUGUGCCGUCUCCCGCUUCUCCGACGACAUCUUCGACUCAGAUCGCGAAAAGUAAACCUCCUCCUCCCCCUCCACCCAAACGAGACCGGUCGGUGUCCUUAAAAGGACCCAACGGUGUAGGUCAUGUACGCAACCAAACGAUGCCCGAGAUGGUCUCAGGUCACCUUUCACUUCCAGUUACUCCUCUUACAUCUAGUCUUGGCUUGAGAUCAGGGCCUUCGUCCUCCGUAUCGUCUUUAGCCAGUCCCUCGAUACCCACUACUGUACCCGAAGAUCAGCUAUCGCCUUUCGAAGACCCUCUUUCUUCCACCUCGUCCCAUUCAUUUCCGUCGAAAUAUUAUACCCCAUCACCUGCACCAUCUCCGAGGCCGCCUGAUACCGUCAGCAUCGAAGUCCUGGAUGGGUUUAAAAAGGAGACCGCUCGCCUUUCUGCCCAAGUCGAAAGUCUGCUCAGUCAGCUCACCGCCCAAAACAGACUGCGUGAUUCCAAUGAGGCGCUCCGCAGCGAGAAUGACACAUUGAAGGCAGAACUACACGAAAUGGAGCGAACAGUCUCGGAGGUACUUUCUGCUAGUGAUUUGAAUGGGAGAAAUGAUCUUCAAGAAGUUGACCGGUUGACUGCGGAGUUGGCAAACAAGGAAGUGCAGUAUGAGAAUGUGGAGCGGAUGCUCGCUGUUGUCACAAAUGACAAAGAGGAGCUACGAGUUGCAUUGCGUGAGUCCCAACAGGCCACGCAGAAGGUUAAGAGCGAGUCUGAAGACCUCAAACACACAAUUACCACCCAAUCUAAGGAAAUCGCCGAGUUGAAGUCGCGGCUUUCCGAUAUGACGAGGGCGAUGUCUGAGCCAAGCUCUUCGACCAAUAAUCGUGAAUUGCGCGUGCUCAUCAGGGAUGUGACGAAGGAGAACGAUACGCUCAAGGGAGAGCUUCGGAACAUGCAAAAAUCGAUGGAGCAGCUUCUUUUGUCGACAAAGUUCCAUGCGCGGUACGACGAAGUGGAAAGGGAGAACAAACGACUGAAGCAGCAUGUGCAAGAUCUGGAGUUGAUUGCUGCACAGUCUCAGUCCUCCGGUGGCGGUCGUGCUGGUGGGAGGGGAAUAGAGAAUUUAACUCGUGAAAAUGAACAACUGAAAGCUCAGCUCAGAGAUGGUCAACGAGCGUUCGCUGAAUUCAGGUCAGCGAGCGAAACGAGGGCGGUCGAGCUACAGCAAAAGGUCGACAGUCUUACACAUGAAAACAAUCAAUUAAAGAUUGAUGUCAGCACAAGGAGAAAUCGACAGUCUCGCGAGGAUAACAGUAUUCCUCCACCCGCUUAUGACGACGCAUUUGUGAUCCCGCCAUGA